Molecule: messenger RNA, 1293 nt
Organism: Lutzomyia longipalpis
Lineage: Eukaryota; Metazoa; Arthropoda; Insecta; Diptera; Psychodidae
Product: acyl-CoA-binding protein-like
Exons: 3
Coding region: 28-291 (87 amino acids)
Biological process (GO): fatty acid metabolic process
Molecular function (GO): fatty-acyl-CoA binding
Source: RefSeq, a predicted model, not a curated record
UUUUGGCUUAUCGUGAAAGUAGUUAGAAUGUCGCUAGAAAAGAAAUUCUUCGUAGCUGCUGACCGUGUGCGGGAGUUCACCAAGAAAAUGUCCAAAGAAGAUUGGUUACUCAUUUAUGGUCUCUAUAAGCAAGCUUCUGAAGGAGACAUCACUCGGGGUGCACCAAGUAUGGGUGACUACCAAGGUCGAGCACAUUUUAUAGCUUGGAAUGAUCUCAAAGGGAUGGAUCAAACACUUGCCAUGAAGAAAUACGUGGAAUGUGUUGAACAAAUAAGCGAGAAAUACAUGUGAUUUUAUACAUACCUACAUAUUAUAAACUUGAUGAAAAUUCUAUUGAAGAACAAAAGUUGAGCUUUUUCCAUCAUGGAUAUUGUGCAAUAGUUCAUUUCCAUGCCACUUUGUUAGCUCAUGCAUAAAAUGGUUGGUUAAAAGUACAGGAAAUUACUACAUAUGUAUAUGGGGGAGUGUAAUAUGUCACCUGAAUGUUUUACGGUUCGUUCUCUAAUGACAAAUAUGCAUCUCCACCACCUCUAGGCAAUAUUGAGUGCUUUUUGUUAAUUCUGCAGCAAUUCUCACUCCUGCACAAAUAUAUUGCUUCACAUACAAAAGUCCCUGCGCAGCAUGUUUGCAAACUAUAUAACACUAAUUCAUUCGAAUUGCAAGCGAAAAAUAAAGCUAAACGUGAAAAUGCAAGCUAAACUCGCUAAGGGGGAAAAGUUGUCAUAAAAUGCAGUUAAUGUUUGCAAAAAAAUUCUCAUUUUCACAUGAGAUUUAAUGCUGAGCAAUAUUACCCGCGAGAGAGUAUGUUAAACUUUAUAAUUUACACAACAUACACCAUUAAAUUGUAACUUGAUAAAAUAAAACAUUUUUGGUGCUAUCCCCCCAUGGGAGCGAUAUAACCGCGCGACACCACUUUUAUUAUAAUCAUAAUAAUUCCAGUGAAAAUUGUCAAUCUUGUUUCAUUUGUUGCAAUAAAGCGGAAAAACUCUGCAUUCCAUAUUGCCUUGCUGUUUGUUGCUGUAUUUGUGGAAGUUAACCACUUUUUGUUUAUUUUUUAUAUCUCCCCCGCAUUUGAUAAUGGAAAUGACUCUUGGAAAAUGAUGAAAAAUUCCACACUACUGUAUGUGGAAAUGGGAAGUGAAGUAAAAUGUUUUAGAGAAAUAUUAUCAGUCGUUUUUUAGUAUAUACAUAUGUACAUAUGUACUGUACAUACAUAGAUACAUACUGCAUGGAGAGCGAGGGUGAGAGAUUGCGCACCCGUGUACAGGGAUGUUCAGAAUAAAUGCUAAAUGC